Molecule: messenger RNA, 1973 nt
Organism: Ricinus communis (castor bean)
Lineage: Eukaryota; Viridiplantae; Streptophyta; Magnoliopsida; Malpighiales; Euphorbiaceae
Product: sugar transporter ERD6-like 16
Exons: 18
Coding region: 127-1575 (482 amino acids)
Biological process (GO): carbohydrate transport; transmembrane transport
Cellular component (GO): membrane
Molecular function (GO): sugar transmembrane transporter activity
Source: RefSeq, a predicted model, not a curated record
UGCAUGCAUAUAAAUACCCCAUGCUAAAUCUCAUAUUUUUUCACACAACCCUUCAAAAAGUCCUUACUUGCAAGUUUCUUUCUGUUUUCUUUUUCUUUCUUCUGGUUCAUUCUUGAGCUCAAGACAAUGGCGAUUGGGCAGUGCAAAGAUAUUGAACAAGGAGAAAUUAAUGAUCUUCAAGAUUUGGAAAGACCGUUGAUCCAUGAAGAGAAAGCUGUUUCUUUUAAGAAUGAUGAGGAGGAGAAUGGAUCCAUGAACAUGGUUCUGCUUAGCACAUUUGUUGCUGUUUGUGGUUCUUUUGAAUUUGGGUCUUGUGUGGGCUAUUCAGCACCCACUCAAUCUGCAAUUAUGGAAGAUCUUAGUCUCACUACAGCGCAGUACUCCAUGUUUGGCUCUAUAUUAACAAUUGGUGCAAUGAUUGGUGCUGUUACAAGUGGCCGGAUCUCAGACUAUAUUGGUAGAAAAGGGGCAAUGAGAAUGUCGGCUAUAUUUUGCAUUACAGGAUGGCUAGCUGUCUUUUUCUCUAGAGGAUAUUUAUCUCUUGACAUGGGAAGGCUUUUCACUGGUUAUGGCAUUGGAGUUUUCUCCUUUGUGGUCCCAAUCUUCAUAGCAGAAAUAGCCCCAAAGAAUCUUCGUGGAGGGCUGACCACAUUGAAUCAGCUGAUGAUUGUUACUGGAUCAUCUACUGCAUUCUUAAUAGGAAGUGUCAUAUCAUGGAGAAUACUGGCUCUAACUGGUCUUGUUCCAUGCAUUUUCCUGCUUGUUGGUUUGGUGUUUGUUCCUGAGUCUCCUAGAUGGCUGGCAAAAGUUGGCAGAGAAAAAGAAUUCCAAGUCGCACUGCAGAAACUCAGAGGCAAAGAUGUUGAUGUUACACGCGAAGCAGCUGAAAUUCAAGUUUACAUUCAAACUUUUCAAUCUCUUCCUAAAGCUAGAAUUCUUGAUUUAUUCAAAAGGCAGUACAUUCGUUUUGUAUUUAUUGGAGUGGCUAUAAUGAUAUGCCAGCAAUUUGUUGGAAUUAAUGGCAUUGGAUUUUAUGUUAGUCAAACCUUUGUAUCAGCUGGAUUUUCGUCCGGCACAAUUGGAACAAUAGCUUACGCUUGUAUUCAGGUUCCCAUAACAGCAGUUGGAGCACUAUUAAUGGACAAAUCUGGAAGAAAACCACUGAUAAUGGUUUCUGCGGCUGGUACAUUCCUAGGCUGUUUCAUAGCUGGAGUUUCUUUCUUUCUCAAAGCACACAAUUUGUUACUCGGAUAUGUACCUAUAAUGGCUGUUUCAGGAGUGCUGAUAUUUAUAUCAGCAUUCUCAAUUGGAAUGGGAGCAGUUCCAUGGUUGAUAAUGUCUGAGAUCUUACCAAUAAAUAUAAAAGGAGUUGCUGGGAGCUUGGUGGUGCUGGUGAACUGGUUAGGCGCCUGGCUAGUUUCUUACACUUUCAACUUUCUCCUCAGCUGGAGUUCUGCAGGUACAUUCUUCUUAUACUCGGGAUUCUCAUUGCUGAGUAUUCUAUUCGUGGCCAAGUUUGUGCCAGAAACCAAAGGAAAAACACUUGAAGAAAUUCAAGAAUCUAUCAAUUCAUAGAAAGGAAGCAAGCUCAAUGAUUCAAAAGGAAAUUUUUGUGGGACCCUGGAAAUUUUUGAUACAAAUGCGAAAGGUGCAGCCUCAACAGCAGCAAGAAGUUAAAUAGCGAAAAAUCCGCUGCGCCUGAGGCACCAGAUCCAUCGGUAUCUUUUGGUGCUUACAGGAGGCUGCGAGGUCCUUAUGUGAAAGUUAUAGGUGUUUGUACCUUUAGUUAUUCAUUUAGUAGGCAGAUGAGUGAUGGAAAUUAACCUUUAUCCAAUUCCAAUUAGCGAAGAAGAAAUUCCCAAGCUUGCUGUUAAAAUGCAAGCUUCAAUUUGCACACAGGUCUCUUGUCAACCAGAAAUUUUACUUUUUCUAUUAUUAAUGCAGGCAACAGUCCUUAAAAGGCUUUGUUUGAA